CGAUGUGGCUGACACCUUGUAACAGGUCAAGCUUUGUCAUCUUUAAGGCGGUGUCACGGGAAAGUCGGAGCGUCCCCAACAAAAGGACACGCACAUAUGUAUGUACUUUCUUAAAGAUUUUUUCCACUCCUGGAUGCGGGAGAUGCUGCGUACUGGUGGCUUACAAGUCAUAAAGCUUAAUUGUUAAUAGUUUUGAUGUAUGUAUAUAGUAGAUGUUUCAAGUGGAUUUAUUUCUCCCAUUGACAGUCGUUUAAAAAUCCGAGACAGGUUUGAACUUCUCGAACCGCAAAAUGACGAGGUUGCCCCAUCAAGGCGGGGGUUCCACAAUCAGCUGUUUGGGCUUUCCAGCUGACAUCGCCAAACAGGUGGGCAAAGGCUAAAUGUUCUGAACUUUGCAGCGGGCGCACGGAAUAUGGGACCUCUCCAGCGUGUACGGCAGCUGCUGAGCCUGGGUAGCCGGAUCCGCAGUCGAAGGCCCAUCCAUGAGCAGCGGGAUGCGCCUGCCCAGAAAAGAAGGGUUCCGGUCUUGCGACUAAGUCUUCUGGCGGUCGGAGCUGGUGCUUUGGGAUACGAUGGAGUAGUGAAUGACUUCACUUACUGUGGAGCCUCUGUGCGUUUCGUACGAUCUCUGAAAACCGCCGGAUUGAUAGCAGCCGACUAUCUGAGGCUGGACGAAAACGAUCCAGAGUACGAGACCAAGGUGAAGGUACUUCACAAGAAGAGCGCCGAACGAUUGCUGGAGACGUGCCUUCUCAACGGCGGCUUAUACAUCAAGGUGGGCCAGGGAUUCGCCGCCAUUAAUCACAUCCUGCCCGUCGAGUACACCAGCACGCUGUCGUUGCUCCAGGAUCGCUGCCUGCCCACCACCCAGGCGGAUGUGCAGAAGGUCUUUCGCAAGGAUUUCGGCCAGUUGCCGGAGGAUAUAUACCAGGAGUUCGACUAUCGACCCGUGGCGGCCGCCAGUUUGGCACAGGUCUUCAAGGCAAAGUUGCCCAGCGGCGAACAGGUGGCCGUCAAGGUGCAGUACAACGAUCUCCAGAAGCGAUUCAUCAGCGACCUGGGCACCAUCAUCUUCCUGCAGGACAUUGUCGAGUUCUUCUUCAAGGACUACAACUUCGGCUGGAUCCUGAAUGAUUUGCGAAAGAACCUGGUGCUGGAGCUAAACUUCUUGCAGGAGGGCCAAAAUGCUGAGAGAUGCGCCAAGGACAUGGCGAAGUUCACCUAUGUUCAUGUCCCCAAGGUCCAUUGGUCGUAUACUAAAACGCGCGUACUCACCCUUGAGUGGAUGGACGGCUGCAAGAUUAACGAUCUGAAAACAAUAGCAAAACAAAAACUUAGCCUAAAGGACAUAGAUGUAAAGCUGUUUAAUGCCUUUGCCGAGCAGAUUUUCUACACCGGUUUCGUACACGCCGAUCCACAUCCAGGAAAUAUUUUUGUGCGACCAAAUAGCAAAAACGGCCGAGCGGACAUUAUUCUUCUAGACCAUGGCCUUUACGAAGAACUUCCCCAGAAUGUGCGUGGACCUCUCUGCGAAUUCUGGGAGGCCACCGUUCUGCGCGAUGAGGCAAAGAUGCAGGCGGCCGCUGAACGGAUUGGAAUUGCCGACUACAUGCGCUUCGCGGAAGUGCUUUUCCAGCAGCCCCUUCGCAACCGAGGUGGCCGCAUCCGUGGCAAACUGUCGCAGGAGGACAUCGAUCACAUGCAGGAGAUCGCCAGGAAGAACUUUGAGCACAUUAUGGGCACCCUGAAGGAGAUGCCCAGGAGUAUGUUGUUUGUGGUCCGCAAUCUUAACACAGUACGAGCAAUAAGUCACCAGCAUGGGGACGUUGUUAAUCGGCCUCGAGUAAUGGCCCGCUAUGCCCAGAGGGUCCUUUAUACUCACGACGGCCGAUCGCCCCUACAAUAUAUCCGCUGGCUCAGCAGACGCAUCUACUUCGAGUACUGUCUCUUCUUAUCAGCCUUCAAACUGCGUCUCUUCGACUGGUACUUCAACAUCCUCUAUCUACUGGGACGUGCUCCUGCCUCGGCCAGAACUGUAAUGAGGGAUAUCAUGCAGCCCCCGGAACCAGAGAUGCUGAGAUGAGUGCUCACCUGCUUAUCAUAAUAUAUCCUAAAUCAUAAGUUGUAAAAUGUAUUUUCUAAGUAAAUGUUGUAUGUAGCCUAAUCUUCCAUUGACUUAUUCUCAAACAUAUUUAACCUGUGCAUUUAAAAUUCUUAAACCCAUGACAAAUUGGCCUUAAUAUUGUAACAAAUUUGAAUGAGAAUGAGUCGGUAAUAGAUGUAUAUUUAUUUUGUAAGUCUAUAUUGUAUAAAAGCCUUUGGACGCUUUACUAUAAUUGGAAAUUACGGUGUAGGAAUUGUGAAUAAAUUGUAAAGUGCAAUGCUUGACUGCUUGUCAAAAGGGAA
This is a messenger RNA of Drosophila ficusphila, 2406 nucleotides long. RefSeq lists its product as uncharacterized. NCBI's taxonomy places the organism in Eukaryota, Metazoa, Arthropoda, Insecta, Diptera, Drosophilidae. Bases 413 to 2083 code for a protein of 556 amino acids. The record is from RefSeq and is a predicted model, not a curated record. The transcript has 5 exons.